Messenger RNA from Ipomoea triloba (trilobed morning glory), 2486 nucleotides. RefSeq names its product triphosphate tunnel metalloenzyme 3-like. NCBI's taxonomy places the organism in Eukaryota, Viridiplantae, Streptophyta, Magnoliopsida, Solanales, Convolvulaceae. The record is from RefSeq and is a predicted model, not a curated record. The coding region runs from base 36 to 743 and encodes 235 amino acids. The transcript has 2 exons.
UCAAAUGUGGAUAGAAAUUUGAUAGCAAUAUCUAAAUGUAUGGCUCCAGCAAGCUCCGUUUGCUGCUAGGCAAUGGCAAUGCUACGCUCCGAAGAUUAAAAACCGGCGCCGCCUUCUCCGCCGCCGCCUCCAUGGAAGUCGAAGUUAAGCUUCGUUUACCCGACUCUGCUUCUCACCAGCGCCUCUCCACCGUUCUCUCUCCCUACCAUCUCAAAACCCAUGCUCAGGAAAACGUCUUCUUCGACGGAGCCAGCGCCGAGCUCUCCUCCAACCUCGCCGUGCUUCGCCUCCGCUUCUACGACCUCGAUUCCAGAUGCGUCAUCUCCCUCAAGGGAAAACCACUCAUCUCCAACGGAAUUAGCCGCAUAGAGGAGGACGAAGAGCAACUCGACCCCAACAUCGGUCGCGCCUGCGCGGCGGAGCCAUGGCGGCUACUGCUAAUUGACGAUUGUAAGAUCGUACAGAGAGUGAAAUCGGAGUACGCAAUUGGGGAAAAGGGUUUGGUCUGCUUGGGCGGAUUUAGGAAUUUGAGAGGAGUGUAUGAGUGGAACGGAUUGAAAUUGGAGGUCGACGAAACGCAUUACGAGUUCGGAAUGGGUUAUGAGAUUGAAUGCGAGAGCUCGGAGCCCGAAAUUGCCAAGAAUCUGAUUGAGGAGCUGUUAAACAGUCAUGAAAUUCAGUAUUCUUAUUCUGAAGUUUCAAAAUUUGCAAUUUUCCGGUCGGGGAAACUGCCUCAUCAAUAGGCAGCUAGGGCUAACUUUAAGCUUGUAUUUUCUCAUUUAUAAACAAUCAAACCUACAAAAAGGUUAUUCUUGGCUGAUAUUGAAUCUGGAAAUCAUUUUCACCGCUGAAACCCUAUCACCUUUCACCAUUUCUGCAACCUUUAGUUGGAUUAUAAGUGCUUUUCUCCCUUUCACAUUACUUUGUGGAUUGUACAUAUAUGUGUGUGUGUGUAAAUAGCAGGCUUAGAUAUGGAUAGUAAUUGGUAAUUGUUCUGCUGUUUCUGAAGAUGGAUUUGUUGAUUAACUAGUGAAAGAUAGUGACUUUGAAUUCAACAACUUAACCUCUUAGUCAGUAGCUUCAGAUAAGGGAAAUGGGUAUGUGAAACCAGUAACUUUGAAUAAUCUUGAAUUAGACAAUGUCGAUUUUGAUGGUUUGAUCCUUUUUUUUUUUUUUUUGUAAAAAUAUUCUUUCUGGGAUACAUGGGUUGCAUAAAAUCUUAAUUCUCAUUAUGUCUAUUACUGUGGCUGGGUUUAUGGCAUUUCCUUCCACAAUGGAAGUAAUGUGUUUGGUUCUGAUUGUCUUGAUAGGUUUACUGUCAGUAUUGUAGUUCAGUUUAUUCUGUUUAGAACAUCUGGUAUCUUAACUGAUGAGACCUACAUUAUUGUGAACAAUGCUGGAGUUUUGGCUGUAUAUUUGGGUAUAAUGGGGAUGCUAUAUUGGGUUCCAUUCACAAUGUUUACGCUUUGAUCCUAGGUUACGGUGUGUGGGAUCAUGGGAAGUUGGUCGCAUUUCUGAUCAUUCUAGCACAAAAAAUAUUAACUCAUUGAGCUUUACUUCAGCUGCUUCUGUAGCCCUUGCUAGCUCUGGAAUUUGUUUUUUGUUGCCUUUUUUGUAGCAUUUAUCAUGCUUGUCAAAGGGGAAGCUCAAGCUCCAAGCAUGAUCCUGUAUUUUUGGAUCCAAGGACGCAAUCUUGGAUCUGCUCACAGUGAUUCCUAUUAUGUCUAAACUUGUGUUCGCUAUUUUGAUGUUCAGCCUAACUUGAAGGGCACUUGCCUAUGCUGCUUUACUGCAGAGUUGAUCACAAUAAGCGAGCCUAAAUGUGGUUCACCGGUUUAAUAAGAAGUUGUAACCUCAAGAUUCUUUGCGUUAUCAAUGGGAUCUGCUUAGCAGUUAGCAGCUGAAGACUGCAAAAGCUGAAUUGCUGAACCCAUGAUAUCCAUUUUUAAAACAUGUACCAUGACAUACAAAGUUUUCUUGGGGAUGAUUAUGUGCAGAUAUGGGUUGGUCAAAGAAAGUUGUUCUGCCCCCAGGCUAGUAUAGCGGUUGAUCACCUUACCUCAAGUCAUAGUUGGAGGCGGCAGGAUGGGGAUUCGAACCCCACCUCAAACAUCAUUAGAGUUCAGCUCCCCAAGUAGGAGUUGGGUUCCCUAGGUUGGAGGUAGGCUGUGAGUUGGGCUCCUUGUGCACACAGUUAGGCAGGAGACUGACUAAAAGGUUGCUCAUGCGACUCGGGUUUACAUCCUCUAGUGACUUUUGGGGCCGGGAACUAAAGGCUAGGAUUAGUCUGGCGUAAGCUGUGUUACCUAUGUAUUAAAAAAAUUGGGUCUGUUUGAAUGGAUUAGGUUGUUUAAGAAAGUGCAGACUGCAGAGGUUACUCUGUACAAGUCACGGAUCAUCAUCACUAAUGACUUAAAAAUGCAUACUUUGUCCUUGUUGCUUUUUGUGGCUCUGGACUACACAAUAUAAUUAUUUGGACACCUUCA